Messenger RNA from Botrytis sinoallii, 1143 nucleotides. RefSeq lists its product as uncharacterized. The record is from RefSeq and is a predicted model, not a curated record. Gene Ontology annotation, biological process: mRNA splicing, via spliceosome. The transcript is spliced from 2 exons. Lineage: Eukaryota; Fungi; Ascomycota; Leotiomycetes; Helotiales; Sclerotiniaceae. Gene Ontology annotation, cellular component: spliceosomal complex. Bases 1 to 1143 code for a protein of 380 amino acids.
AUGACAUCUCCAAUUCCAAACCCAGACCCAAUACCGUUAUUUCGACCUUCCAAAAAGCGCAAGAUCUAUAGACAGCGAAAUCAAGAUGAUCAUGAUGAGAUAAAAUCCGAAAUCUCCACAAACACGCCCGCGCCAACGGCAGCAGCUAUACCCACAGAACAAAGUUUAGAUGAACUCAUUGCUUCGGGUUCCAUUCCUAUCAAAAAAGAGGGGGGAGAUGAAGAAGGUGGAAUGGAAGAUACGCCCCUAAAUAUAUCAGAAAUUCUACGUCUGCGAAAACAACGAAAGAAAAUUGGAGGGGUGGAGUUCAAAGCCGAAUCUAAAAUUCGAGAUGGGAAUGACGAUGAAGGAGAUGGAGAUGCGCUGGUGAAAUAUGAGGAUAAGGAUACAGAGGAAACACAACCUGAAGGUGGACUUUCAAUGCGACGAUUUGCGCCGCAGAUGGGAGUAGUGGGGAGUGGUGUUGAUAAACAUAUGAUGGCAUAUAUAGAAUCGAAACUCGGACAUACAUCUCAAUCCGCUGAUUCUCCAUUCACAAACCCUCAAGCAGUAACUCCAAAGAAUGAGACUUCUACAACUCAAUCUAAAGAAUCUCAAAGAGCACCUACUACAAUGGGUCAAAUUCUCGAAAUCGAUCUAGGAGAAGAAUCAAGAGCAAGAAAUGCAUAUCGAACAGAAAUAGCUCGCAGAAAAGCAGCAGGUGAAGUCAUCGAACUCGAAGAAUCUACACAAGCUCUCCCCAAGCCUCGUCUUGGCCGCGAUGGUAAACCCUGGCGUGGUCGCAAAAGAAGAGGAAGCGAUGAUAUUCAACGCGAUGCCCUCGUAGAUGCUAUUCUUCAUGAAAAUCGUCUCGAUAUCUACGAGCCCGUACCUUCGAGUAAGGAAAUGAAUCACACGGCAGGAUUGGCCAAUGAUGAAAUGGUCGCAGAAUCAUUCCGCAAGGAUUGGGAAGAAGCUAGUUCUCAUGCAUCUUUGCAGAGACAGCAACAGAUGUCUGAAAAAGCGGCGAAGGAUAAGAAGAAAGGGGCUCAGGAUAAGACGGAGGAGGAAUUGUAUAUGAAAGGACCGAAGUUAGGUGGAAGUAGGAGUGCUAGAGCUGCGAUGAGGGAAUCGAUGUUGAAAGGGAAGGCGGUAAAGAGGUAG